AUGGAGCGGCCGGCACAAUGCCCAACUUGUGGCAACAUCUACAUGGCAGACUCUGACUUCUGCAGGCAUUGCGGCAGAAAGCGCGACGCCUUUGACGACUUCCGUGAGUUCUGCACGGAAAUCAUCUCAGCAGCUUCCGAGAACUUGUGCAACUACUACGAGCGUGAAAUUCAGCACCUCACAACGGAUCUCGUCACUUGCCGGACGCAACUCGGCCGCUGUGCCGAACUCUUGGGUCAACAGCUUGCAAAGGAGCAGACCUACAGGGAUAUCAUUGACAAGCUGUCCGAGAGCAGCAUGCGGGUCCUUCAGAACGUGAGCAGCCCGCCGCCGGUGGACGAUGCAGUGAAGCGGCAGCUGCACCAGAUGCUGGAGGCGAUGCACCACCAGAGCUCAUCGUGCUGGCAGGACGAGAUAGGCCAGUUGCACGCGCACAAGGAGUUGACGGAGAAUCACUUGAUGACUUCUGCGGAGCUGCAGAACCAGGCGGAGGCGGUAAAAAAGGAGUUGGAGAAUAUCCUUGCAUUACUCAAGGAGCCACCCGUGCGUACAGCUAAGCCACAGCUUCCAGGUUACACACCCAAUGCAGCCCUGGCUCCGCCGCUCGGAUAUUCGCAGGGCCAAGCCAAGAAUGGCGGUCAGGCUGUGCCGCUGCCUCGAGUGCAGCCGUCGAACUGUGGCCCGUCCUUCACAGCAGGCAUCUCUGGAACGGGUCCAUGGAGAUGCGGAGCUCCAGCCGACCUGGCGAAGCCAAACGCCUUCCACACGCAGGUGGGCACAGCGCCAGGUGUGGAUCCAGCACGAACGAAAGCUAGCGAUUGCAUGAGAAGUUCCAUGUCGCGGGGAGCCGGAAGCCUCCUGGAUGAGCACAUAGACCCCGACUAUCAGCCGAGUGAGAAGGAGGUUGAAGAAUAUGCAGAAUGGCUGGGCAUGGACCUGGAAAAGGAUCGUGAUCUUUUCUGGAUUGCGAGGGCUGGUUUAAAAGCACCGUUGCCUGCGCCCUGGAAGCCCUGCGAGUCUGAAGAUGGUGAGAUUUUCUAUUUCAACUUCGAGACAGGUGAAAGUGUUUGGGACCACCCGUGUGACGAACACUACCGCAAAGUCUACGAAAAGUACAAGGCGAAGAAGGAGGCUGAUCGCACGCCCGGGAACGACGAUUCGAAGAGGUCGCCACAGCUUGGAGCGCCG
Symbiodinium necroappetens is the source of this 1188-nucleotide messenger RNA. Lineage: Eukaryota; Dinophyceae; Suessiales; Symbiodiniaceae. The record is from the annotation of a GenBank genome assembly.